AGAUGUUUGAUUUAUAAAAUGAAGAAAAAUUACAUAUUUACUUAAAACAGGCAAGGAAGCUUGUUUCAAAAUUUCUUUGAGGUGUAGAAGUUUGACAGUUUCAGCCCAGUUUGGUCCAUUUCUAGAAGUUGCCCUUGCCUUCGUCUCCUGCGGUAUCCUCCCUGCUUGCUCUGCCCUAGCUGCACAGGCCUCCUGCCUUUUCCUGCCACCACUGUAGCUCCUGGCUCAGGACCUUCCCUGGGUUCUGUCUCUGCUUAAACUCAUUGGCCCAUCAGCUGCAGGUGGCAGACACCUUCCUUCCUGGUCUUUGUUCUGAUAUUAGCAUCUCCAUGAGACUUCUGUGGCCUCCGCCUUGCACUGCCAUCCUAACCACACCCUAACCCACCUCUGCUCCAUGUUGCCUGCUCUGCAAUUUCUUUCUGGUCCUUCCCAGUCUACUGUGUGGAUCCUGGGGACACCAAGGCUCCAAAGGGAGAGCGAAGUCAGAAGGUGGGAGGGGGCUGGGCUUGCCCUGGUGGGUGGUGCUCAACCCUGGAUUCCUAUUGGAAUGUUUUGCAAAUAAGUUUCCUGUGGCCCCUGACCAGAGAGGGCCAUUCCCAUGGUCAGCCUGGGACCCAGGCUUCAUAAUAUUAAAGUUGAUUCCAUUCUGUGCACAACACCGGGCACCCAGACUGUCCUGCUUUUCUUAGGGCCAAGAUCAGCUUGUGAUUCAUAGAGGUAUGAGGUGGGCUUGCUGUGUUCAGCCUCGGAUAGGCCUGGGUCUGUUCUCUGGCGAAGCCCCAGGGAGGGAGUGAGCUCUGAAGAAGUGUCAUGAAGUCUCCUGCUGGUCUUCUUGUAGGAGUCUGUGUCCCUGCAUAUAUGAUCCCCAGUCCCCACCUCUCCUUCCUACCCUCUCCCUAUGCAGUGGGCAGCAGUGGACUGUCUUUCCUCAUGGCGGGUCCUCCCGGUGUGUGUGGCUGUGGUAUAGGAAGAGCAUGUGUCCAUUCUGAGCUUUAACCAGUGUGUUUUCAACAUUCAGGUUUGACUUCCAAAAACUCAUGUUACCUGCAGAAGGAGCCUGGAAGAGGAGGAAGCGGGAAGAAAAGGAGUCAAGAAUGGCUCUUGCUCAGGGAUGCUUGACAUUCAGGGAUGUGGCCAUAGAAUUUUCCCAGGAGGAGUGGAAAUGCCUGGAUCCUGCUCAGAGGACUUUGUACAGGGACGUGAUGUUGGAGAACUACAGGAACCUGCUCUCCCUUGGAAUCUUUCUUCCUAACCUGAGUGUUAUUUCUAUAUUGGAACAAGGAAGAGAGCCCUGGACUGUGGAAAAUGAAAUGAAAGUAGAAAGAACAAAUAGGUGGGACUGUCACAAAGGACUGAAUACAGAUAUCUCUCCUAAACGUGUGAUAAAGGGAUCAUCACCAAAAGGGAAGAACAGUGCAGGAGAAAUAUUCAAAAGAGUGAUGUUGGAAAGACAUGAAAGGAAUGACAUCAAAAGCUCUACACUCAGGGAUAUCCAAAAAAAUAUACAUGAAUUUGAGUUUCAGUGGAAAGAUGAUGAAAGAAGUUACAAUGGAGUGCUUGUGGUUCAGAAAGAAAGUCCCACUGGUAGAAGAGAUCAGGGUGAUGAAAGGGAUACAGGAAAUAAGUUCAUGAAAAAUUGGCUUGGCUUAAGCUUUCAGGCACAUUUACCUGAACUGCAGACACUUCAAUCUGAAGGGAAAACUGAUAGUAAUGAAGUUGAGAAGUCUAUCAACCGUGGUUCCUCAGUUUCACCACUCCACAGAAUUCCUUCUCCUGUGAAAGCACAUAUUUUUCAGGAAUAUGGAAAUGACUUUAUUUAUUCUUCAUUACUCACACAAAGACAAAAAGCUCAUGUUAGGGAGAAACCUUACAGAUGCAGUGAGUGUGGCAAGGUCUUUAGUUACACCUCAUCUCUAGCACAUCAUCGGAGAAUUCAUACGGGAGAGAAACUGUACAAAUGUAUUGAGUGUGGUAAGGCAUUUUUCAGACGUUCAUACCUUUUGGUACAUGAGAGACAUCACACUGGAGCAAAACCUUACAAGUGUAAUGAAUGUGGCAAAGUCUUCACUCAAAAUUCACACCUUACAAGUCAUCGGAGAAUUCAUACUGGGGAGAAACCUUACAAAUGUAAUGACUGUGGCAAAGCCUUCAGUGUUCGUUCAAACCUCACUAACCAUCAGGUUAUCCAUACUGGAGAAAAACCUUACAAGUGUAAUGAAUGUGGUAAGGUCUUCAGUCAGACUUCAAGCCUUGCAAUUCACCGGAGAACUCACACUGGAGAGAAACCUUAUAGGUGUAAUGAAUGUGGCAAAGUCUUCAGUUCACAUUCAAACCUAAACACCCAUCUGGUAAUCCAUACUGGAGAAAAACCCUAUAAAUGUUCUGAGUGUGGCAAGGUCUUUACUCAAAAUUCACACCUUGCAAAUCACUGGAGAAUCCACACAGGAGAGAAACCUUACAAGUGUAAUGAGUGUGGCAAAGCCUUUAGUGUAUACUCAAGCCUGACCACCCAUCAGGCAAUCCACACUGGAGAGAAACCUUACAAAUGUGAUGAGUGUGGCAAGGUCUUCACCCAGAACUCACACCUUGCGAGUCAUCGAGGAGUUCAUAGUGGAGAGAAACCAUACAAGUGUGAUGAGUGUGGCAAAGUCUUUAGUCAGACUUCAAACCUUGCAAGGCAUUGGAGAGUUCAUACUGGAGAGAAACCGUACAAAUGUAAUGAGUGUGGCAAAGCUUUUAGUGUGCGUUCUAGCUUAACUUCCCACCAGGUUAUCCAUACUGGAGAAAAACCUUACAAGUGUAAUGAAUGUGGCAAGGUCUUCAGUCAGACUUCAAGCCUUGCAAUUCACCAGAGAAUUCACACUGGUGAGAAACCUUAUAAGUGUAAUCAUUGUGGCAAAGCCUUUAAUUCACAUUCAAACCUAAACACUCAUCAGGUAAUCCAUACUGGAGAAAAACCCUAUAAAUGUUCUGAGUGUGGCAAGGUCUUCACUCAAAAUUCACACCUUGCAAAUCAUCGGAGAAUUCACACUGGAGAGAAACCUUACAAGUGUAAUGCAUGUGGCAAAGCCUUCAGUGUGUACUCAAGCCUGACCACCCAUCAGGCAAUCCACACUGGAGAAAAACCAUACAAGUGCAAUGAGUGUGGCAAAGUCUUCACCCAAAACUCGCACCUUGCGAGUCACCGGAGGACUCAUACAGGAGAAAAACCAUUCAAGUGUGAUAAGUGUGGCAAAGCCUUUAGUGUGCGUUCAAGCCUAACUACCCAUCAGGCAAUUCAUACUGGAGAAAAACCUUACACUUGUAAAGACUGUGGCAAGGUAUUUAGUAGAAGUUCCAACCUUGCAAGUCAUCGGAGAACUCAUGCUGGACAGAAACCUUAUAAGUGAAUGCAGUUAGUCACAACUUCUUGCAUAACAUCAGAGACUUCAUUUUUAAGAGUAUUUAUAAAUGCAAUGACUGUUGAACACCAUUUAUCAAUAGUUAAAGCAUCCAUAGACUUCCGAGUCCAUGUUAAAAAGAAAUCUUACAAAUUAUACAGCACAGGCUUUAAUCCAAGUCUUACACUAGACAUCAACAUACACAUCUUUGAAAAUAUGUAUCUUUGAAACCGUAUAAAUGGAGGGUCCUUAUGUAGUAAAGCUAUUAACAAAUGAUGAUAACUCUAGAUUAGGAUUUAUUCCAAGAAGAACUCAGUCUCUUGCUCUCUACUAUUACAUUCUGCCCAAUAUUUCCAAUUAAAAAUAUGUGGAAACGCAUGACCUGAAACACAUAAAAGGUACAAAGAUUUUUGGAAAUACCUAAUUAGGUUAUAAAGUAUUUUAUCCAGUUAUGUGAGGUUUCUUGAAAAGGUUACUUGCUAUUUAUGACUUUGAACCUGAACUUUAAGACCUAUUAAUAUUCUGCCUUCCUUACAGGCCCUUCAUUGUGGUCUCUGAGAAAGAACCAAUAAGAUAAAGGGGCUUACCUUCAUUAGGUAAGGAUCACCUAUAUGUAAUGUUCAAGAAGGAGUUUGCCUUUUGAAAUUAAAAUAUUAUGUAAACUAGCAACUUAAAAAGGCAGAGAAUACAAUACAACUAUGACAAGUCAUUUCCAUACAUUGUGUCUGUAAAAGAGCACCAUAGUUAUUAGGAAUAAACAUGCUACCAAAUGAUUGUGCAGUAUAGCAAGCCAGCAAAUUAGGCCCUGGGGGUUUCAUGGGAUGAGAAUGAUAGACUAUUAGGGACCGACUAUGGAAGAAAUAGUGCAAGAAAAAUGCUGACUGCCUUCUACACUGAGUGACAGUAAAGGUCGUAGAGCAAUUCAUUAAUAAUGAGUCCUUUUCAAAGUUGAAGAAAGAUGAGUUAGACUGUAGAGUGUAAUUGAAAGAAUCAGAAUUGGGUCUGGGUGGGAUGUAGCUCAGUGGUGGAGCAUUUGUCUAGCAUGCAUGAGGCCGAGUUCAAUUGUCAGUACCACAAAGAUGAAUAAUUUUACAAAUAGCAUUUUCUUGAGUAUCAUGACAUUUAACUGCGGGUGUUAAUAGCUUGCUACUGCUUUAUUCAGAAUAUAUUACUGGUCUAAUGUUUUAAUAAAAUUUAAUCUUUUACUAUGAA
Messenger RNA from Chinchilla lanigera (long-tailed chinchilla), 4592 nucleotides. Its product is annotated as zinc finger protein 665. NCBI's taxonomy places the organism in Eukaryota, Metazoa, Chordata, Mammalia, Rodentia, Chinchillidae. The coding region runs from base 1038 to 3389 and encodes 783 amino acids. The transcript is spliced from 4 exons. Gene Ontology annotation, biological process: regulation of DNA-templated transcription. The record is from RefSeq and is a predicted model, not a curated record.